AUGUCAGCCCAACGCCUUGAUGCACUGGACAGGUUUUGCUUGAAGAAAGCUAAUAUAGAAAUUGCCAAACUAGAAGAAGACGUGGGCUUUCUGAAAAGACGAGCGGCGACCCUCGGGUGCUACCAUAAGCGUUUCCCUGAAUGGCCCGAGACCCCGAGCCAAUUUGAGCACAUCCAAGCGUUCAUCGACUUGCUUAAUGAACUUGGGAAAAAGGGUGGAAACUCGUUUCAAAUCGCGGAGCUAAAGUGUGAUCUUCACGCCCAAUUGCGCAAGCAUGGUUGUGGCGAGUCAGAAGUCCAGCACCGCUGGUAUCUAGCCAUUAUGAUCCAACGUGCGGUUGAUGCUACGAUAUCUGGUCUUCACGGUCAAAUUGUUGAGUUCGAGGAUGACAGGAAAAGGAUUGAGAAGGAGCUAAGCAAUCCCGGCAACAGCAACACUAUGCCGACGGUUGUUAAAGAGUAG
This is a messenger RNA of Fusarium venenatum, 462 nucleotides long. NCBI's taxonomy places the organism in Eukaryota, Fungi, Ascomycota, Sordariomycetes, Hypocreales, Nectriaceae. The record is from RefSeq and is a predicted model, not a curated record.